Anthonomus grandis grandis is the source of this 3209-nucleotide messenger RNA. RefSeq names its product G1/S-specific cyclin-D2. Gene Ontology annotation, cellular component: cyclin-dependent protein kinase holoenzyme complex; cytoplasm; nucleus. The transcript has 4 exons. The record is from RefSeq and is a predicted model, not a curated record. Bases 33 to 905 code for a protein of 290 amino acids. Gene Ontology annotation, biological process: positive regulation of G1/S transition of mitotic cell cycle; regulation of cyclin-dependent protein serine/threonine kinase activity; mitotic cell cycle phase transition. NCBI's taxonomy places the organism in Eukaryota, Metazoa, Arthropoda, Insecta, Coleoptera, Curculionidae. Gene Ontology annotation, molecular function: cyclin-dependent protein serine/threonine kinase regulator activity.
UGUUUACGUGUUGUGUUGGGUAUUGUGAAGUAAUGGAUCUAACGUGCGCUGAAUCGACAAAUAAAUGCAUACGAGCUGUCAAAGAUAGGGUCAUUUUUAAGGACGAGCGAGUUAUAAACAAUUUGUUAAACGAAGAAAUUUUCUAUGUUCCUAAUUGUGAUUAUUUUACAACCGUACAAAAUGACAUCCAACCGUUCAUGAGGAAGGUCGUAACGACAUGGAUGUUGGAGGUGUGUGAGGAACAAAGAUGUGAAGAACAAAUACUGCCACUGGCUGUGAAUUUAAUGGACAGAUUUUUGUGCACAUGUAAAAUCAAGAGGCAGCACCUUCAACUCUUAGGGGCCACCUGCCUUCUUAUAGCAUCAAAACUUAGGAGUACGAAUUUCUUACCAAUUGAUCUUCUGUGCGCUUAUACAGACUAUAGUGUUACUUAUGACCUGGUGGCGAACUGGGAACAACUAGUCCUUUCAAAACUUCAGUACAAACUCUCGGCUAUUACUGGAUACGACUACAUUGAUCAUGUAAUCGAGAGGUGUUCGUGGAGUCAAAAUCAUGAACUCUUGAGGCGGCACGCUCACACAUUAGUCAGUAUUUGCUCGACUGAGCCAUCUUUAAUUCAAACACUACCUUCACUAAUCGCAGCAGCCUGUCUAAGCUCAGCAGUACGAGGACUAAAGCUUUCCUGCCAAAGUAUCGCAGUGGACGAGAUCUGCAGCAUGUUAAAUGUUGACGUAACAAAAAUUGAUCUUUAUAUCAAUGUGGUCGAUUCUGUUGUCGAAAGGGUGGCCAAUCCUGAAGGUGCCGAAAAAAAAACGAAAGAACCAGCAAAAAAACCAGCUGGUUAUGAAAGUCCUACUUACGGGCAACCGGAGACACCUACUGAAGUUGAAAAUGUGUAUUUUUGAUCUUGACUGGUCAGUUGUAUGGAACUCAAACGAGUCAAUUGUAAAACGCUUAUGUAUAUUUUAAGUUGACGGAAUUAGUGUACUAAAAUAUAUAAAUUUUAACGCUUCUUUUAGAAUUGUAAGUAUUACAGUCCGAGUUUAUCAAUGCAGACGCUUAAACAUUAGUUUACUUAUAGUACAAUAGUUAUCAGGUUUUUAAAUUAUCCGGAGACCCUCGUGGUGUUUUGGGUCAAACAGAACUGAAGAAAUGCAAGGAUUUCUGAUCUUUAUACUUACCACUAUAGCUAGUUUGUUAGCGCUAAUAGUUUUGGCUUAAAAGCAUAUUUUUUUUACGAAUUUGCUCAAGUACUACAGACAUGAUCUUUUCAGUAAAUAGAUUGUAUUCAAAGUCAAUUACAACAACUUCUAAAAAUAUCGCGAUUGGUUAUUUUUUUUUUAAGAUUGCCCUAAAAAAACAUCGAUAUCUUAACGUUGGAAAGAUUUAUUCCAGGUUGUUUUAAUUUCUUUCUAAAUAUAAUAUAUUAUAGCACUACUGUCUGUUAUAGUUUAUUUAAAGAUUAUUUUAUGCAUUGGAUUAAAUUGCUUUUUAGAAUAAUAUGCAGUACUCCACAAAAGUCUGGGCACAUCUGAGAGAUUUAAGAUAUUUCAUGCAAUAUUUAAUUCGUUACAGAAAACACAAGAAAUAUAAUUCAAAAUAAUUUUAUUGUAAUUUAAAAAAUAAAAAAAUACGACCAGAUAGUUUGGGAACAAAAUACAAAUUUAUGACACAAGGACAUUUGUUUUGGUCUUUGUCAAUUUUUGUAUAUAUGUGCAGCCUGUGGUCUUCAGUAAUUUUAGUCUAGAACCAAUAAAUUUGUCUUUGAGCACUUUUCAAAAACUACUCUCAGUUAACACUGCAGAGUAGUUUCACACAAAGCAGCUUUAUUCUACAUUGACCAGCGUUUCUAAUAAAUUAAGAAUGAAAAUAAGCAUGGACCAAGGGCGAAAUAUUUUAUUUAAAUGUUUUAAAAAAGUUUCAGGUAAUCAAAAAAGAAAUGUAUAGAAUAAAAAGAAACUCCUUACAAUCUUAUACAUAUGUAAUAUAGUAAAGAAAAUCAUUGAUUGGAUUGUUUUUUCACUAGCGUAUUUAUUCUAUAUUUCCAAACUUUUGUAAAAUACUGUGCCUAAUUUGCAUAAUCCAUUUGUUAUUAUUAUUUAAUAUUGUACAUCUAUUACUGAUAGGUUCACUUCAUAUCACACCAGGUUUGUGCAGCCUUUUUUACGAAACCUGUCAAGAUGCACAUAUCAAUAAUAAUUAUCCUAAAAGUAUAUACAUUAUAUAUUACUUUUAAGAAAUUAAUUUUUAAUUAUUUAGAUUUCUAAUUCAAUAUUAAAUUGGCAUUGUUAAAAAUGUUUGUUAUUGCAAAAUCGGCUGAAUUAAACAAAAUAUAAUUUCUGUUAAUGAUGUGCCUUUAAAGUAACCUAGUGCCUUAUUGUUAGUUGUAUAGAUGUUGUUUAAGAUUACAUAUCAUUUUUAAUGUUGUUCCUUUCUGAAUAGAUAGCACAUUUACAAUAAAGUUUAUACCUAGUGACAAUAUUUAGCAAAAAAUAACCAGGUGACCUAUAUGAAACUGAUUUUAAUCACAUGGUUGGCUAACAGGCUUUAAUGUCCACAUUGUGUUCACAUAUAUAAAAUAAAAAUUUUAAACUCUACUAUAGCUUACACUUUAAAUUAGUUAACCAUAAACUCCAAUUGUUUUAAAUCUAUCUAUGUAAUUUGUAAAUAACUUGUAUACCUUAUAUAACCUACCAUUCUACCGACUUUGAUAAUAGAUACAAAAAAGUAGCUACUAUCCACCCAAGGGUUCUAAACAGACCGAAUACUAAAAAAUGUUUAUGUAUAAAUAUUUUUUCAAAUAUUCGUUUAGUUUAACCUAGUUACUCGCUGUGAUCAUAUUUUUAGCUUAAGUUUAUAACGUAGUUUAAAUUUUCCCAGGUGCAUGUAAAAUGCAAAUUAAAAUUGUUUCCUGUAAAUUGGAGCAUGUAAUGUUUUGGUUAAUUUGAACUGAAAAAUUUGUCAGAAGUUGACUAUUUAUGUUUUAUAUAGUUUCUUUGUUAUCUAGUCUUUAGUUAGUUUUGUAUUUUUUAUAUUUGGAUUUUUUUUGUAUAAUAUAGUCUCUGUACUCUUACGUUAAUUGUAAGGUGUGUUACUUAUAUAAGAGUUUUUAAGUAAUAUAAUUCAGAUUUCAAUGUUUACAUGUUAACGUUUUAUAUUGCUUGAAAAGUAACGAAAGUAAUUUAUUUUUAUAAUAAAAAUAAGCGAAA